Molecule: messenger RNA, 1791 nt
Organism: Boeremia exigua
Lineage: Eukaryota; Fungi; Ascomycota; Dothideomycetes; Pleosporales; Didymellaceae
Product: thiamine pyrophosphate enzyme, N-terminal TPP binding domain-containing protein
Exons: 3
Coding region: 1-1791 (596 amino acids)
Biological process (GO): fatty acid alpha-oxidation
Cellular component (GO): peroxisome
Molecular function (GO): thiamine pyrophosphate binding; catalytic activity; magnesium ion binding
Source: RefSeq, a predicted model, not a curated record
AUGUCUUCCGCAAGUUCGCCUGCCGCAACGGGUGCCAUUGUCAUUGCACGAACUCUCAAAGCCCUUGGCGUCAACGUUGUCUUUGGUGUUGUCGGUGUGCCUGUAUCAGACAUCGCGGAGCAAGCUCUUAAUAUCGGCAUACGCUUCAUCGGAUUCCGAAACGAGCAAGCUGCGAGCUAUGCGGCGACGGCUUAUGGCUAUUUGACAGGCUUCCCGGGUGUCUGUCUCGUCGUCGGCGGUCCUGGAGUCUUGCAUGCCAUCGCUGGCGUUGGUAACGCAAGCGCGAACAACUUUCCCUUGCUCCUGCUCGGCGGAUCCAUCGAAACUCAUCUCGUCACGAAGGGAGGUUUUCAAGAGAUGGAUUCGAUCGCGAUUCUAACACCGCACACGAAAAUUGCUCUGAGGCCGUCGAACAUUGGCGUGCUGCCAUCGAUGAUAGCCGAUGCCUACCGAGCUUCCUUCUAUGGUCGAGCCGGCCCAACCUUUAUUGAUCUACCUGCUGAUCUUAUCAACGACCCGCUAGCUUUGGACGAUCUUGAAGAAGCACCAGACGUGCCUAGAGUUUCGGAUCCCCCUAAAGGAGCCGCAGAAGAGGAAAGGCUGGCAAAGGCGGUCAGCCUGAUCAAGGCCGCGCAGGCACCUUUAAUCGUAAUUGGAAAGGGUGCGGCAUAUGCGCGCGCUGAACACUCAAUACGUGCCUUUGUCGACCAGACUCGCAUACCGUUCCUUCCAUCUCCGAUGGGAAAGGGUGUUGUCGCAGAUUCGCACUCUCAGAAUGCAUCCUCGGCUCGUAGUGCAGUGAUGAGAAUGGCUGAUGUAGUACUGAUCCUAGGUGCAAGGCUGAACUGGAUCAUGCACUAUGGGGAAGCGCCGAAAUGGAGUUCCGAAACGAAAUUCAUUCAGGUUGAUAUAUCGUCCGAAGAGAUGGGCCGCAACGCAGCCGACGCCGAACAAUCCUUACUGGGAGAUGUUGGAGCUGUCGUUAGGCAGCUGUCACAAUCUCUUCAGGGCUGGUCCUACACACCGCAACACGAUUAUCUGCAACAGCUUGCCCAGGCCAAGCAGAAAAACGAGAAGAUAUCCUCUUUGGCAGCACAAGACCCCUCAAUGCCACUCACAUAUGCGCGCGUGUUCCACGUCAUCAAGACGGUUCUACAUUCGCUAUCACCACCUUCGUCUGGUGGCAUCUGCUACGUUGCAGAAGGCGCAAAUACGAUGGACAUCAGCCGCUCGAUCUUCCCUCUCGAACACCCCCGUCUGCGUCUCGACGCGGGCACCUUUGCUACGAUGGGCGUCGGGCUUCCUUACGCGAUAGCAGCCUGGGAAGCAUACAAUGCGCCCAACGCGCGAGCUUCGUCUGGCCCGGCGCUUCGCAAGAAGAUUGUGGCGAUCGAAGGCGACUCUGCGCUUGGAUUCUCGGGGAUGGAGAUCGAGACCAUGGCGAGGAUGGGCAUGGACGUGCUUGUUUUUGUCAUCAACAACAGUGGCAUCUACUUCGGUGACUCCGACUCGGCUGAAGAUUACAACGAGAAGAGAGAUAGGACAAUGAAAGGCGAGCUGGGUCUGAGGAGCUGGGCGUUGGGUUUCGAGACUAGAUACGAGAAGCUCGCGGAAGCAUGUGGUGGAAAAGGGUAUUUUGUGCGGUCGCCGGAGGAGCUGGAGAGAGCUACUGUGGAGGGCUUCCACGCAAAGGUACCAGUCAUUGUGAACGUGAUGAUUCGUAGUGGAAAGGUCGAAAAGCCGAGCUUUGGAUGGCAAGUGUCUCCCAAGAAAAGAGUGCCACGGCUGUGA